AUGGAUCCCGCCUCGGAUUCCCCGACGGAAGUCGACCCAGACGUCGCGCCAAACAGCGUUGAGAAGCCCACAACCGAGCCGGCGACUGAGCCAACGCCCGACAUUGCAACAGACGACGCGACGGACUUGGCCCAAAUCAUGGCUGAGAUAGUGAUGGAACCGAAUGCUGAUGUCAAGUCCCAACAAGCUUCUCAAUCUACUCACGAGUCCACCGCCCAGGCUUCUGCGAAGUCGCCUUCCGCUGCCGAGACUCCUCUCCCUCCGAGCCCCCGACCCUUGCCUGGCUUUCGAUACAGUUCUAUUUUCCCAAGAUUACUUGUGCCUAUCGAGCGAAGCAUUGCCUCUGAUCUGAGGACAUCGUUCGGCGACGGAACUCCUCUCGCAACGGAAGCUCCUGCGGUAGUCACUGAGGACUCGACGGCCGCUCUCUCUGACGCAUCUGAUGACGAUACUGCCUCAUUCCACACCGCGCCACUUCACCAGAGGGGUGAUGAUCUACUUGGUCCUAAGCUGACGACCUUUUACGAGAUCAAGAAGUUUCGAAACCGAGACUUCUCCAAGCAACAGCGUCGCAUUAUCGACGCAUUGGACCUCACCUUGCGACCUGGCGGUGGAGAGGCUGCGUCUGAAGUCGCCGCAGAGAUUGAUCGACUUUGCCCGCCCAAAAAGGAGGAGGAUGGCGUUGAAGACUGGCUGUGGAUGCUGUGGGAGACUGUCAUCGACAUCGUACGCUUUGGCUCAUUCGAAGUUGGCGACCUCAUGCACAAAGUCGUUUGGCACUUGCAGAAGCGUGCGGCAAGAUAUGUGAAGAUUGAAGGUGUGGAAGAACGUCUUUGGACAGACCUUCCCAUGUUUUCGUACUGCAUGGAAGCUCACUUCAACGAUCCAACCACGGGAGACAUGGAGUCAAGCUGCGAAGACAAAGAUGUCUGGGUCCAUUUAAAUUGGUUUGCAGCUCAAUGUCUGCAGGGUGGUUUUGGCGGACCGUACCACCACGCCAUCCACGCCAUGAGAUCGGCUCUCGAGGAAGAGAUGAGCCCAGACAGUUUCACUAUUCAAUGUCGGCUGUUUGUCGCCUGUUCUUGGAUGAUGCUGGCAGGCAAAAUCAUUCUGAGAAGGGCACGGGAAAAUGCUCGUCGAGCGGAACAUCCAAAGGAAGAUUCGAUGGAUUUCGAAGAGCCGGGACCUCUAUAUCACGGCCCCCCGAUGCUGUGUUCACAGCGAUGGGAUUUCUGGGUCCAGAGGCUGAAGCAAUUGGGCAUGGAACUUCCGGAACAUAUCGGGAGCAGUGCAUGCUCCACGUGGCGGCAGAUGAAGUGGGCUGAACAGGAUACUGAUUACUGUUUGACAGACUGGGACUAA
This is a messenger RNA of Colletotrichum aenigma, 1362 nucleotides long. RefSeq lists its product as uncharacterized. NCBI's taxonomy places the organism in Eukaryota, Fungi, Ascomycota, Sordariomycetes, Glomerellales, Glomerellaceae. The coding region runs from base 1 to 1362 and encodes 453 amino acids. The transcript is spliced from 3 exons. The record is from RefSeq and is a predicted model, not a curated record.